This is a messenger RNA of Linum tenue, 770 nucleotides long. The record is from the annotation of a GenBank genome assembly. Lineage: Eukaryota; Viridiplantae; Streptophyta; Magnoliopsida; Malpighiales; Linaceae.
AUGAGGAAACUGAUGAAGGCGACGAAGAAGAGCCAAAAAAGCGGCAGUAACAAGUUCCAAGAAAAUGUCCGGAGAAAGGAAACGGGCAAGGAGGAACCGUCAGCGGCGGAGUUGUGGGAUUUGGGGAGCCCGCUGUACGAUUCCCACGAAGUGGUGUCGGUCAUCCAUUUGAUCGACCGCCACCUGAUGGCUCUGCCGUCGUCAUUGGGCAACGGCGGAUCGAAGCGGCUCAGUAGAAAGUUCUCCUCGUCGACGUUGGGCCGCAAACAGGCUGUAGUUGUCCCGGCCCCACCUUCUCCAACUAGCUCCACCGGAGGAGGGGAUAAUGAUGAAACUAUUGCUGCCGCUGGAGGUGGCGGUGGUUCUUCUGAAGAUCGUCGGUCGAAGGUGGGUGGGAUGUUGGGUUUCGUGGGCAAGAAGCUAAGGAACAGAAACGAGAAGAAGAAGAAAAUUAGUAGAAGGAGCGGUAAGGAAGGUAAGCAGCAGCGGCCGGCAAAGGGCAAGAAAUCUGCAGGGGUGAUCAUUGCUUGCUUUGGGCGCAAGAAAUGCUGAUUCAGGGUUCAGAAUUUGUAAUUUGCGCGGGUUUACGGUUUACCCGUACAAUUGUAGUUGUUUUCAUACGCUCUAGAUCAGCAGACGUGGGUUCAAUCCGCUUGGAAGCGUUAUUUCCCUCUUUCUGUAAAAUUUUCACCGUAGUCCCUCUCUCUUCCAUCUCCAUCAACUGAAAAGUGAACAAUUUCAUGUGGAACUUUUUUCUUGAGUUGAAAGCA